AUGUAUCAUCAUACUCCCGAAUCAUUAUUACCUCGAACAGACUCGAAAAAUCCGAAUUCAACAUGUCACGGUUUAUCAUCGAACGGAAAGCCAUGUCGAAGAGGCCUUUCUAAAUCACCACAUGCUUCACCGAGUCCGAGUCCUUCAAGAGGAGCAUUGAGUUCAGAUGCAUUUUGUUGGCAACAUAAAGAUCAAGCUGGACAACCGGCUCCACUUGUUCAACCUCGACCAAAUACCCUUCGUGAACGGUCGAGCGUAGACACAUUAGUGGAAAGAUUGGGACUCCUCGAGGUUGACCAGAAGAAAAAUAAAGGGAAACAACGUCAAACUGGAGAAGAUAAUCGUGGCAGACGACCCGGCUCAAAUAGCGCUUUGAGAAAUGAGCAGCAACAUGCCGACAACCAUGGAAGACCUCAAAGGCAACAACAGGGACAAGAAUGGCAUCAAGCACAAGCACAUCAAUUACAAGAACCUGGAAGACAAGAACAUCAUAAUGAUACGUCUGCUACAAAUGGUGGUCGGGCGAGACGCAAAAGAAGUAAUUUAGAAUUGUUAUGUUGUGGUGAACCGGAUGAUUCGGAUGCACCAAGACCACAACAAAAAAUGCAUGAAGUAGCUUCUUCCUCUCACGUACCAAGUUCUCACACGUCAGAUCACCUCGAUGUGCCCUCUCAUUCCGGUCGGCCUUCUUCCAGACCAAAUACAUCUUCAUCAAGGCCUUCACAUUCUAAGCAACCUGAAAUGCUUCAGCGUCCUACUAUGGAUCGGGAUCCAUCUUCAAGAACGGGAGAAUUACUAGCUCAUAUCCCUUCAUCAGCAAGCCCACAGACAACAGCUGCAUUACUAGCAGAAUUAGCAAAACCAAUUUCCGAUGCUGAUCUUCCUGGAUUUAUAUAUAUGUUUUGGUUGACUGAUGAAGGAUUACCUACGGGACCUUCCGAUGAAGCUGCUGGUUCUCUUUUAACACCAACGACAAAGUCAGGGUCUGGCCAUCGACGUACUUCUGAUGUCCUUGAAUCCUUUACUUCUGCUCCACCAGACAAAAAUGAAAAAACAAUGCUUCUCAAGAUUGGUAGAGCCGAGAACGUUUUUGCGAGAAUGCAACAGUGGAAAAAGCAAUGUGGUUACAACCUUGCUUUAAUUCGAUACUACCCUUACCAUGAUUCUUCGAAACAGCCAUCGAGAAAUCCUAGUGAAAAUGAUGGUCCUAAGAAGGUUCCAAAUGUACACAAGGUGGAAAGAUUAAUUCACAUUGAAUUAAUGGCCAAAAGAGUGAAUUGUGGAAAAUGCAAAACAUGUGGGAAAGAGCAUAGAGAAUGGUUUGAAAUAGAUGCGAAUAGAGAUGGAGUCACGAUGGUGGACGAGGUUAUUAAGCGAUGGGUAGACUGGGCUGAGAAGGAUGAAGCGUCUAGACAUGGACAUAGAUAG
This is a messenger RNA of Sclerotinia sclerotiorum 1980 UF-70, 1428 nucleotides long. RefSeq lists its product as hypothetical. Lineage: Eukaryota; Fungi; Ascomycota; Leotiomycetes; Helotiales; Sclerotiniaceae. Bases 1 to 1428 code for a protein of 475 amino acids. The transcript has a single exon. The record is from RefSeq and is a predicted model, not a curated record.